Molecule: messenger RNA, 2926 nt
Organism: Aptenodytes forsteri (emperor penguin)
Lineage: Eukaryota; Metazoa; Chordata; Aves; Sphenisciformes; Spheniscidae
Gene: NAIF1
Product: nuclear apoptosis inducing factor 1
Exons: 2
Coding region: 1-975 (324 amino acids)
Cellular component (GO): nucleus
Source: RefSeq, a predicted model, not a curated record
AUGGCCAUGGCGUCGCCCCCGGCGCCCCCAGCCAAGAAGCGGAAGAUGAACUUCUCGGAGCGGGAGGUGGAGAUCAUCGUGGAGGAGCUGGAGCGAGGCAAGCACCUCCUCAUCAACCACUUCAACGCGGGCGUGCCCCUGGCCGCCAAGGCCGCCGCCUGGCACGACAUCCUGCGCCGCGUCAACGCCGUCGCCACCUGCCACCGCGAGCUGCCCGAGGUCAAGAAGAAAUGGUCCGACCUCAAGACUGAGGUGCGACGCAAAGUGGCCCAGGUCCGGGCUGCCAUGGAAGGGGGAGGCGAGAGCCAGAACGGCAACGGCAACGGGCCGGAGAGCGAAGACCCGACGGGCGCUGCGACUGCCCCCGUUAUCCUCACCCCCAUGCAGCAACGCAUCUGCAACCUGCUGGGAGAAGCCACCAUCAUCAGUCUGCCGAGUGGGGACUGCAGUGCAGGUGACGGGACCGAGAUACCCAUCACCGCAUCAGCCACCACGGUCACCCUGACCCAGAUUCCUGCAGAGACAACCUACCACAGUCUGGAGGAUGGAGUCGUGGAGUACUGCACAACAGAAGCGCCCACCACAGUCACCGCUGAAGCACCCUUGGAGAUGAUGGCGCAUCAACACGAAGUGUCUGCGAAACCCCAGGAGCUGAAAAGCCGAAUUGCCCUGAACUCAGCCAAGCUCUUGCAGGAGCAGCGAGUGACCAACUUGCACGUGAAGGAGAUUGCCCAGCACCUGGAGCAGCAGAAUGACUUGCUUCAGAUGAUUCGUCGCUCUCAGGAGGUGCAGGCAUGCGCCCAGGAGCGACAGGCACAAGCCAUGGAAGGAACACAGGCGGCACUGAGUGCCCUCAUCCAGGUCCUCCGCCCCAUGAUUAAGGACUUCCGUCGAUUUUUGCAGAGCAAUACACCCAGUCCAUCGGUCACCGCUGACCCCAGCCAGACGGGGCAGCAAGAUGGCAUGAUCCAGUGAAAGAAACAGUGAUGGGAUGUCUCUCUUGGAAAAAACCUGCCCGUGCUGCCGGUGGACACCGGCAGCGAGGGGUGCUAGCUCUUGUCAAUGUGAAAUGGCUCACCUUGGAGUCUUGCUGAGCCUAAACAGCUUUCUUUCUCUGUUAAUCUUAUGCUAAUCUGCCUUUUCAGACUCAUCAUGCAGAGCCGUAGCAGGAUGUGUAAUAAACCAGGAACUUAACAUCGGUUGCUUUAGUCCCUCAAAUAAUAGAUUUAUUUAAAAAAAAGACAGUUACUUUUUUAUUUCUGUUUGGAAAAAACUCUCCUAAGUAUGACACCUCUCUCUCUUUCUCUCUCUCUCUCUCGAUCUAUAGCCUUUAACUGACUUCUGACGUGGAGAGUCUUCUUGUGAUAUCACAGUACUGCAGCUGCCAAGGUACAGUUAUCAUAAACUGUAGUGCACGGUAGUGAAUGCAUUUCUGUCUCUUGCUGAAAGCAUUUACUGGAAAUGGGGUACUGGAUGUGGUACAAUUUUCUCGCUGCACCGAGAGUUACGGAUACCGCUCUCAGAGCGUGACAUCCAGCCCAUGCAGACCAGCACCAAGCCUACAUACAGUUUAAAUCCCACCCGCAUCCCCCAAGGUUAUAAAUGGGAUUAAAACAGUGCAUUCACCUCAUGCUCUAUCUGCGUACGGUCAUGAAAUUUCACUUUAAGCUUGGCAGAUGUGAUGAAAAUUUCAUGUCUUGGUUACCAGAUACUGUCCUGGGAUACGUAUCGGAAGCGACACGUUACCUGUCUCAGCGUAGUUAAUACACAAGGGCCUGGAUGAGUUUCACUCAGGUGGGUGUAACAGGUGAAACUCCAUCUCUGUCUCCUCUGCAUAGUUUGUUACCUCCGUAAUACCUUCAUCCAUCAAAGUGGACCUGGACUCCAGAGCUUCAGCCGCACAGUAAUUCCCAACAUUUAGGAGUUUGUCAGCCACGGUUUUAACUGAGUGAAUUUUGGAGUGUUAUUUGGUUCUGCUGUGGCGGUGGCAUUUGUUCCGUACUUGUUAGGAGCUGGAAGCGAGUACAGCCGUUCUUUGUUAGUCUGCUAGCUGGCUUCGAGUGGCAUUCUGAGAAACAGGUCUGAGGUUCACCUCACUAUUUUCUUACCAUUAUACAGGGUAAAACAACAUUUGCAGCCACUUUUCUCUUCUUUGAGGUGUUCAGGCUGUGGGGCUUGGUCCUCAGUGGGGAAGCUUAAUUUCACAGGAUGGUGAACAUGAUUCUCACAGACUUGCAGUAACUUCAUAAACUUUUGGAUUAAAAGCUCCACUUGCACAUCCAUGGAAGCAAACUUCAACAAAAAAGAAGAAAAAGAAGGAAGCAUAACUCUUCUUCUCCCCGUACCUUGCCAAGCGUGUCACAUUUAACGGGCUUGUUGCUUGCCAGAUACUACUUUUGAAAUGGAACUUUUUCAGAGCUGGUAUUUGCUUGCUGUUAAGUCUCCUUUAGGGCUGAGGCGUGGUGAGCAACAGCUGAUGAGGGACUGAAUUUGCACAAUCAAAUUAAACCCUUACACAGCCUUUUGGGAGGGAGAUGCUGGUGGGGGACCCCUGGUUAGAGCAGUAGGUGAAGAGGCUACCGCUGCCUGUCUCUGGCCUUUACUCAUCUCCUCUCGUCUGCAAGUCUGACGGGGUAGAAAAGGACAGCGCGGUGGGAAGGGUUUGGCCCCUGGAAGACUCCCGACCCUUUGGCACUGACAUCUCUGCGCUGAGUCAGGGCGGCACCAGCUGCGCCUUCCCCCCGCGUGCGGCAUCUCGCCACAUGAGUAACACUCGCCUGACUCUGCCUCUCAGACUUCGUGGAAUCAAAUCAAUCGCUCAAUUGAAAUUUAUUUUUAAAGUGAAAACUAUGUCAUAUGUGUUGGUUUACCUCAUUUGUGUAAUGAUCUCUUCUUUACAAAUAUGAAUUUUAAUAAAAAAUACGUU